ACUCGUUGAGUCGUUUACGUUACGUCGUGAAUUUUCCCAACUGAUUUUUUUCCCGAGAAAAUUAAAAACCUAAGCAAAGCGAAUCGUUAAUUUCUCCGAUUGAAUUCUGAAGGGGAGGAAGGAAAAAUCUAAGAAGGAGUUGAUUAUAAUAGAAAGAAGAGGAAGUUUAAAUGGAGUCGCUGAUAUAUGUAUCUCCUUCUAUAAUACUUCCUCCGACCACCACUACUACGAUCUCCGUUUCGACUUUACGAUCAGUAUCGAUUCGUCUUCGUCCCUCCUUUUCCGGCUUGUCCAGCUCCGGUAGAGGAAUUUCGAUUUCUAGAAGAAGACUGUUCGUUAGCUGUAAAUCGACCGGCGGCGGAGGAGGAGGAGGAGGAAUAGGAUCAGAUAAGCUUGGUGGCGGCGAUGAAGAAGAAGAAGAGAGCGAGGAAGUAGAGCGGGCGCUUCACUUGGACGGUACGAUCCCUGGGACUUCCGAUGAGUUUGUAAGGCAAGUCUCGUCUCGUGCUUACGAGAUGCGUCGGAAAUUAGAGCAGACGUUUGAUUCAACCAGCUAUGACGUGUUGGAGUCCAACCCAUGGAGAGGAGACUCGAAGCCUGUAUAUGUACUAACACAGAGAGAAAACCAGAUCUGCACCAUGAAAACAAGAACAAACCACAGUGAAGUAGAAAAAGAGCUUGGACUGUUGUUUCCUAGUAGGAUCAGCAACCAGAAAAAACAGUCUAGACCCAAAACUAAAUUCGAUAUGCUCGUUGAAGACAUUCGAGAUGGAGUAUUGGUUUUUAAAGAUGUGAAUGAGGCUGUUAGAUACUGUGACCUAUUACAAGGUGGAGGAAAAGGGUGUGAAGGCGUCGCUGAGAUUGAGGCCUCAUCCGUUUUUGACCUUUGCCGAAAAACAAGGUCACUGGCAGUGCUCUUCCGCCGGGGAAGAACACCACCCACACCUCAGACGCUGGAGCGUAAUCUGGGAUCCCGUAAGCGUUCUCUUGAGGACUUGAGGGAUGGUAAAUAAAUAGCUUGUGAAACAAUGUAGGUCACCGUACAAUAAUUUAUUAUACUUGUAUAUACUCUUAAACUGUAAUUAACCGUAUGUGUAUACAUAUACAUUUUACUUGUGCUCCAUACUGAUAUUGCUCCUCAUAAUUCUCUGGAAGCUGUGUGAUCUUUA
This is a messenger RNA of Camelina sativa (false flax), 1169 nucleotides long. RefSeq lists its product as uncharacterized. NCBI's taxonomy places the organism in Eukaryota, Viridiplantae, Streptophyta, Magnoliopsida, Brassicales, Brassicaceae. The record is from RefSeq and is a predicted model, not a curated record.